UUGUAAAAAAAUAUUAUAAAAUGAGGGCAGAAGGAAGAUACCCAGGACCAGAGGAUGGAAGUGACCAGAGUAGGAAUAGUGCAGGAUUUAUGGGCAGUUUGGAGAAAUUUGUAGCAGAGAUAGGGUGGCUGACUAAGAUUUUGGUGGUCGUGAAUGUACUUGUGUAUGUGCUUGAGUGGUAUAUGGACUGGAAAUUUUAUCAGUAUUGUAUAUGGUUGCCCAAGAUGGUGGAUGGGGAGAUUUUUAGAGUUGUAACAGCGGCUUUUUCGCAUGUAGAUUUUAAGCAUAUUUUCUUUAAUAUGGUCACAUUGGUGUUGUUUUCUCCACCUUUGGAGAAGCAUCAUGGGUUUUUGAAGUAUUGACUUUUGAAUGCUAUUCUUAUCAUUGGCCAAGGCGCUUUAUUGAUAUUAAUAUUAUUUGGAAUGACUUAUCUCCCUGAAAGUUUAAAUGGAGGAGAAAAGGUGAAUAAAAGCUGAGUCUUGGGGUACUCUGGUGUCCUCUUCGGUUAUACUCUUCUAUGGUCUCACAUCGGUGAUAAGUAUAUGAACUUAUUUGGUAUGUUCAAGAUGAGGAAGUUAUUCUUUCCAUGGGCUUGGCUCUUGUUCACAUCAAUUAUUGUCCCUGAAGCAAGCUUUGUAGGUCACUUGAGCGGAUUGCUGACCGCAUUGAUCAUGAGAUUUACUCUUUUUACGGAAGAUGAGAAAAUCUGUGGAGAAGGAGACCAUAAUUUAAUUGCAUUGAUAAAUUGGAUUAGAGGAAAGAAGAAAAAUAAUAGCAAUGGCUUCACAGUUGAACACCAGAUGAGACCUAUGAGAGUAGGAUCAAGCGUAUAA
This is a messenger RNA of Moneuplotes crassus, 833 nucleotides long. Lineage: Eukaryota; Ciliophora; Spirotrichea; Euplotida; Euplotidae. The record is from the annotation of a GenBank genome assembly.